Messenger RNA from Suillus fuscotomentosus, 537 nucleotides. RefSeq lists its product as uncharacterized. The coding region runs from base 1 to 537 and encodes 178 amino acids. The record is from RefSeq and is a predicted model, not a curated record. The transcript is spliced from 3 exons. NCBI's taxonomy places the organism in Eukaryota, Fungi, Basidiomycota, Agaricomycetes, Boletales, Suillaceae.
AUGACUGAACAUGAUCUGAAAGUGCUCGACACCAUUGACAGUCCAGAAUAUAUCUCUGGCGAGUUAUCAGAUGACGAACUCGACAUACCAGCACAUAUGAUUCCACCGAAUCCGGACGAUUCUGACAUAUUGCCUUCUCAGGUCCAUCCUUCAUAUCCCUACGGGAAUCCAACAAAUAUCAAGCAUCCAGCUGCAAGACCAAGACCACCAUAUGACCCAACUUCUCGGGCGUUAUUCGAGGACAUGGGCUAUGGCGGGGGUGGUGUGAAUGGCUCUUUACGCUGGAGAGACCUUGCUUUGGACCGAUUAUUACCCGUCAAUGAUGAGAAAGAAGAGAUGAGGAGAGCGGCCGAGGCAAGAAAGAUGGCCAAUGGUGCUACGACCCAACCACAGCAGCAGCAACAGCAACCGCCACCUCAGGCAGGAGUUGCUGAUCAAACUAUUGACGAAGAGGACGAGGAAGAAGAGGACAGUGCAGAGCAUGAUGAGAACGAUGUGGACGAAGACAAUGUAGAAGACGAGGAUGAUGAUAUGUAA